AUGAGUUCCAUAGAAGUGCCACGGAAUUUCCGUUUGCUGGAGGAGCUGGAGAUGGGCGAGAAGGGCUUUGGUGAUGGCACCGUGAGCUACGGGAUGGAGGAUCAGGAGGACAUGAUGAUGCGGCACUGGACGGGGACCAUAAUUGGGCCCACCAACACCGUCCACGAGGGGAGGAUUUACCAAUUGAAGAUAUACUGCGAUCAGAAUUACCCCGACAAGCCGCCGGAAGUACGGUUCCAGAGUCGCGUGCACAUGACGUCAGUCCUUCAAGACGGUCGGGUGAACCCAAACAGUUUUCACAUCUUGCGUGACUGGAAGAGAGAGUACACGAUGGAGAAGAUAUUGGUUGAGCUGAGGAAGGAUAUGGCUUCACCCCAAAACCGGAAACUUCCUCAGCCGCCAGAAGGGUCAUCGUUCUGA
Ostreobium quekettii is the source of this 420-nucleotide messenger RNA. The record is from the annotation of a GenBank genome assembly. NCBI's taxonomy places the organism in Eukaryota, Viridiplantae, Chlorophyta, Ulvophyceae, Bryopsidales, Ostreobiaceae.